AUGGGGAAAAUGAAAUACAACAAUUUGGGCCGUAGAUUUUCAUUAAAUACAUCUGUACUAGUUCAAGGAAUGAGAAACUUUAUUCAUAACAAUACAAUGAAUGAAGAAAUACAGGAAUUAAAUCUACUCAUAAAAACAUUGCCAGUUUCUACUGCAGAAUGCGAACGGGGUUUCAGUUUAAUGAAUAUAAUAUGUUCUGAUCUAAGAUCUAAAUUGACAAUAAAAAAUAUUGGAAAUCUUAUGUUUAUAAAUAUAAAUGGGACACCUCUUAGUAUAUGGAACCCAACCAAAUAUGUUGGAAGCUGGCUGUUGCAGCACAGAUCGGCCGAUGAUAAACGUUCAAGGAAAGUGGAGCCAUUAGAACAGUAG
Molecule: messenger RNA, 369 nt
Organism: Macrosiphum euphorbiae (potato aphid)
Lineage: Eukaryota; Metazoa; Arthropoda; Insecta; Hemiptera; Aphididae
Source: the annotation of a GenBank genome assembly